GAGUCGCAAAAUUCGAAGCAAGGAUAUGGAAAGCGCUUUAGAUAACACGGAAAACGUCGAGACCCUUAAGAAGAACUUUGAUGAAAUUUUAAACAAACUGUACUCGUUAGGUUUAAGUAUUCAUGUGUUGAAAGACAAAUCAAUCGUAUUUCCUUGCAACACCGGAGAGCUACAAAUCCUGGACGGUGACGAAGCACUAGAGCAUUUUAAUCGACCAGAAUACUCGAAUAAGGUCCUCACAUUUGGUUCGAGACAUUUUUAUUGCCAUUCCGAAUAUCUGCGUUUGCGAAGCGAGUAUUUUGAAGCGCUUUUUGCUGGAAACUUUCAGGAGACAACAAUGGAUCUAAUUUCUAUAGAAUUGCCAUCUCCUUCUCCCGACAUCGAACUAUUAUUGCGCUAUCUUUACACGGGAAAAGCACACGAGAAAAUGUUUUACGGCGUUGAAAUCUUUAAGACUGUCGAAAAUGGCAACUACUUGGGUGUUCACGAGCUGGUAUCCCUUGCUGUCGAAGCUUUUGCAGUUCGAUGGAAAAGUUUAGUGCCUUCGGCUUUGUUUAGACGAAGUGUCAUGGACGUCAACUUCGUUCGAGCUUUGUUAAAGUACGGUAGUAAGAAAGGCAUUUUUCAGGACGGAGACAAGUUGAAAAUUGUCGUGAAUUGGAGCGCAAAAACAGGUUCAGACAUUUCGGAAGCUCGUGCCUUAAUUCUUGAAAAUAAUUGUCUGGACACGGCCAGUUUAGCGGACCUGGAAUGGUUGAUUGAGGCCAACCCAGACUUGCUGACGGGGCUGGAGUUCACGAACUUUCGUAAUGUUUGUCAAAGAGCGAGACGAGAAAAUGAAGAAGUGAGAAAAUGCAGCAAGGCGGCAGAAGAGAAGUCGAAAGGACUCUUGGAGUGCGUGCGCAUACUGACGAAGCAAUUGGAAGAAAUUCGCUGCACCAAAUGUCGGAUGUACAUGCCUCGGGCGGCAAUAAAGACUCGGACCUGCGUUAAAAUGGAUCACUCAGGAGAAUAUACCAUCCACCAGGGAUGGAGCUGUUGCAAGCAGUUUAAGAAAAAGUCCAAAGGAUGUAAACCUGUUGAAGUCACAAGACACACGCCCGGCAGAUCAUCUAGCAGCAGCAGUUAGUUGAUCGAUUUGCCAUUUCUUUUAUUUUUAACUUGGAAUUUUUACUAUUAAGAGUUUUUUAAAUCAUGGAAACUUUGUUGGCGCCAUUAGUUUUUAACAAUACAGAUUAAUUUAUCUUUAUAGUUUAAUACUGUCUGUAAAACUUAGGGGAAUGCAAGAUCAUUAAUUUUUUUACUGAAUUGUUGUUAAAUGUUGUAAUUCCCCUGUUUUUUCCAAUAUCGAGCUUACCAAAACCCGACCGGCUAUAUUCGCUGUGGCUAUACGGUAAUGCACCCAGUGUAAUUUCCCGUAUUUUCAGAUAUUCUUGAAAUGCA
Messenger RNA from Dendronephthya gigantea, 1443 nucleotides. RefSeq lists its product as uncharacterized. Gene Ontology annotation, molecular function: ubiquitin protein ligase binding. The transcript is spliced from 2 exons. Gene Ontology annotation, biological process: proteasome-mediated ubiquitin-dependent protein catabolic process; regulation of proteolysis. Bases 26 to 1129 code for a protein of 367 amino acids. Lineage: Eukaryota; Metazoa; Cnidaria; Anthozoa; Malacalcyonacea; Nephtheidae. Gene Ontology annotation, cellular component: cytoplasm. The record is from RefSeq and is a predicted model, not a curated record.